This is a messenger RNA of Acanthosepion pharaonis, 747 nucleotides long. The record is from the annotation of a GenBank genome assembly. NCBI's taxonomy places the organism in Eukaryota, Metazoa, Mollusca, Cephalopoda, Sepiida, Sepiidae.
AUGUUCUUUCUUUUCUUUCUUUCCUGUAUUUUGCGUUUUUCAUAUUCUUUCUCUCUUCUUUCUUUUUUUCUUUCUUUCUUUCUUUCUUGUAUUCAGCUUCCUUCCUUCCUUGUAUUUUUCGAUAUUCCUCUUUCUUCCUUCAUUCCUUCCUUCCUUCCUUCCUUCACUCCUUUUUCCAUCUUUUCUUUCUGGCAUUUUUCUCAUCUCACUCCCUCCCUUCCUUCCUUCCUUCCUUGUAUUUUUCGACAUUCCUCUUUCUUCCCUCAUUCCUUCCUUCCUUCCUGGUACUAUUUAUUAUUCCUCUUCCUUCCUUCCUUCCUUCCUUCCUUCCUUCCUUCCUUCCUAACUACAAGUUCACAUUUUCUUUCUGCUAUUCCAACUUCUGUCUUCUUUUAUUCUUAUGCUUUCAUUCAUCCUUUUUUCUUUUCUUCUUUCCUUCCUCCUUUCUUUCCUUCCUUCAUUUCAUCUUCCUUCCUUCCUUCCGUCCUUUCUUUCUUUCUUUCUUUCUUCUUUUUAACGUUCUUUCUGUUUAUUUGUUUCUAUUUCAGUUUCCUUGCUCUCUUCCUUCAUUUUCCCUUUUGUAUUUUCUUUUUUUGUUUUUCCAUCUUGUUUUUCCUUUCUUCAUUCUUUUUUAUCAUCCCUGCUGUUUUCUUUGACUUUCCUCUUUAUUUUCCUUAUUUCCCGUUCCUUCCUUCCUUCCUUCCUUCCUUCCUUCCUUCUUUCCUUCCUUCCUUCCUUCCUUCCUAA